Beta vulgaris subsp. vulgaris (sugar beet) is the source of this 1527-nucleotide messenger RNA. RefSeq lists its product as uncharacterized. The record is from RefSeq and is a predicted model, not a curated record. The coding region runs from base 64 to 603 and encodes 179 amino acids. The transcript is spliced from 4 exons. Lineage: Eukaryota; Viridiplantae; Streptophyta; Magnoliopsida; Caryophyllales; Amaranthaceae.
AACGUAAUUCUUCUUCUUCUCUCUCUCUGUUUCGUUUCUUACAUACUUUAUCAAUAAUUUGAUAUGUGUUCAGCUAGAAAUCCUAAUCAUAGGAACUUUGUAGUUGAAGGGGUACUUAUCCAAAAGUUUCGAAAUUUGAUACUUGGGCAGGUGGAAAUGUUGAAAGUCACACCUUUCGUGUCUAUUUUAGUGAGUGUUUUUAUUCGCCUACCACUCUUUUGCUACUUCCUUCCUGCUACUAUUGGCUUAUGUGUAUGGCUGUGUAUUAAUCUCGAUGUGUUGGUUGAUAUUUUGGAACUCUCCUCUGAUGGUGGGCUACAAGCAGUAGCACAACGCUCGCUUAGUGACGUUGAGAUUGAGCUACGAGAGAUGAGGCUGAGUUUGUUGAUGGGGAUUGAAAAGAGGAAGCUAGCAGAAGAAGCUCAGAGCAUGCAACAACAGUGGCAAAUUCUACGAGAGAAGUUAGGGGCUGUUGGAUUGGUACUUCCAGCAGAUCUCACUACUUUAGCGGAGGAAAUUGGUUACCGUCUAUUUUUUCAAAUUCAAGUUCUAAUCGGAACUCAACUGGGAAGAACCAGCUGGUGCAGGGGGCCCAAAUGCUGAGCGUUAUAUCAUUGAUGCUCGUGCUGCUGUUGUAGAGCGACGAGCAGUUGUUAGCCGGGAAAGACUUAUCCUUUCUCAUUGCCUUGUUCUGUCUGUUCUGGUUGUGCGGACAAGGACCUGCUCUCGACCUCUGAUGGUUGGAUCUUGCCACCAACAAAAAAACUAACAAUUGGAGGCCCAUAUAUAGGCCAAUAAGUCAGGGAAUUGCAUUUUAAGUUCCUUAAGAAUGUUUGCUAUAUAAUAUAUGCUCCCCCCCCCCUUACUGGUGGGUAAGUUCGUAGUUGUGGUAACGCUGGUGGAAGGGGUGGAGGGGUUCUUUCUGGCUCUUUUUAGGUCAGAUGAAGGAUGGCAAGGAUGGCUGUGUUGAGUAUUGGGUAGGCCAGUGGAGGAGUAAGGUUAAGUGUGGUUGUUCAUGGAGUGCGGGCAGAAGAGAGGGAGAUCUGGGAUUUUGACUAAUUUGUUCAAUUUACAAGAUAUUGGCAAGAAUUAGUCCAUGAGUCACACUCCUCCUCCAGUAUGUUGCCCAGCAACUUGAACAACGAAGGCUGGUUUGUUUCUAGGGGAUUUAGUGUCGUUCACUGUUGGUGGCUGGUAAUGGGGGAUUUGGGAUCAGAAGUGUCUGUGACAAGAGUUCUAUUAUUUGUUAUUAUUUUUCCUUUAGUUUGAUUUUUCUAAGAAACCCGAUAUCAAUCAACAACAUUCAGAUACAUUAUUUAAUGGAAGAACCAAAAUGCUCACCCUGCUCUCUAGGUUCUCAACUGUUGUGACCAGUUUGGAACCCCUGGCUAGAUUUGGUCAUAUGUCUCUAGGAGUUAAUGUUCUUUUCUUCUUUAUGUUAAAUUUUUUAACUUCUAUUAUUUCGUUGUUACUUUUAAUUUAGUUUGCCAAUCAUAGUUGGUCUAUUUGUCCUAUUAGCUGAUUUAC